Messenger RNA from Spirodela intermedia, 5389 nucleotides. The record is from the annotation of a GenBank genome assembly. NCBI's taxonomy places the organism in Eukaryota, Viridiplantae, Streptophyta, Magnoliopsida, Alismatales, Araceae.
AUGGAAUCUCCUGAUUCUGCGGCUGCCGCCGCCGCCGCCGCUUAUUCCUCGUUCUCUGCUUCUCUCCCGGCACUGGUGACGGCGCCAGAUGAACUGCGGCGUGUGAAGUUCCUGUGCAGCUUCGGCGGCAGCAUCCUGCCUCGGCCGCUGGACGGAAAGCUUCGGUACGUCGGUGGGGAGACGAGGAUCGUCAGCGUGCCGCGGGACGUGACGUACGAGGAACUGAUGGCUCGGAUGAGGGAGCUGUUCGAGGGAGCGUGGUCUCUCAAGUACCAGCAGCCAGAAGAGGACCUCGACGCACUGAUAUCGGUCGUGAAUGACGACGACAUCACAAAUAUGAUGGAGGAGUACGACAAGCUGGGCGCCGGCGGCGACGGGUUCACGCGCUUGAGGAUUUUUCUGUUCUCUCACCCGGACCAUGACAGCGGGGGAUCCUCCACUUCGGCUGCAGGCGCUCAAUUUGAUUCCUCCGACGAGCGGGAGACGGAGAGGAGACGAUAUGUGGAUGCCCUAAACAGCUCGAUCGACGGGAAACACCAGUUCAGCGUUGAUGCCCUCGGUGGGGUACCAGGGACGGAUAGCAGGAAUCAGGUGGCCAGUGAUCAGUUUCUUAGCCACAGGGGGAUGGAAGCAGGAAUCCAUGCUCAGUUCAGCAUGCACCACCUUAAUAUCCCUCACCAAGCUUCUGUUGGGCAGAGGUACAGUGACACUGAGGGGCCACGGAGCCCUGUGUACUGCACUCCAGGGCACCACGUUCUCCAUGAUCCACGGGAAUUCCCUCCUUCGCCAUCAUCCAGACCGCACCAUCCCGCGUUUGGAGAGUCAAAUGACAGGAUUCCAGAGGAGUAUAUGAGGCAAGCUCCUUCUCAGCAGCCUCCUCACCAUCCCUCACUUGUGGAGAGUGUGGUCUGGCUGCCUCCUGGGGGUACUGUGGGAGAGAUGGCUGGAUUUCCCGGUAACCUGGGACAUAUUCAUAAUGUUUGUGAACCUAGUAGUGUAUGUGAGCACUGCCUAAUGGCUCUUCGGAGGAACCACCUAACAGCUCCUGAAGCUCGGUUUCAUGACAGUCGUUGGAAGCAGUGGCAGACUCAUCUAGAGCAUUUGAAUGCAGAAGGUGAUUUCGCCGGCCAGUUCUCUAGCAGUACAUGCGCCGAGUGCAUCCAUAUCAGGGAGGCUUACUUGUUAAACCAGGACAACAUUAAAUUGGAUCAUCAUGUCUAUGCCAAGGAGCACAACGAUCAUCACCACUUUUACAGUGACGUUCAUGGUCAGGAGAGGGGAAGGGUUCUGCAGCAGCACCAGGUGAACCAUCUUCUUGAUGAUCCAAGAGUGCAUUACAGUGAACGGUUCCCAGUUGAUAGAAACGGAAUGAAUUUCCCUGUUGCACAUGGAAAUUUCUAUGAAUUGCAUUCGGUGCAACCCAACUGCAUUCGUGAAAAUCCUCAUUACGUUCAUUCUGCUGCUGAACCGGGGAAUGAAGUAUAUCAUGACCAACAUGCAACUAGUGUUGGGAACCAUAUGCAGGCACCAAGGGUUGAAGAGAAUGGGCUCCAGUAUGGAAGCAAUCCUCUAUAUGGUGCUGAUGGUAUCUUUCAAAGGCCACAUGUUUCACCUCCUAUUGUUAAUUUUAGUAGGAAAGCACAGGGCGCUGGUCCACCGUAUGAAGCAUCAGGGUCAAUGCUACAGCCACAACAUGGCACAGGUCACAUAAGAAGCCCACAAGACGGCAGCAUAGGAUUUCCUGGUGUUGGUAUGGAUGAUAAGGUACCUGGUAGUUGGAGUGUUCAUGUUAGCAAUCGUUUGAACAAAGUAUUUCCAAUCAGUGGACCCGUAACCCACGAGUAUUAUGAUGACCAAGCUGUGAAACCCAAUUUUCACCUUAUCAAUAAGGAGAAUCAACAUCCCUUCGGUCCUGAAGGUGUUCAGUAUAAGCCUGGCCGAGCUGACUAUGCCAUCCUAAGUGAGCCUGGCCAGGCUGAGGUAGCCCCAUCUUUGUCUUAUGUGGGAGAUAAUGUGGCUGCAUAUCCAAAUCGCCAAUCCAAUCCGAUAUUUCAUUCUGAUUUAUCCAGAGAUGUUGUGAUCGGUAGCAAAUUACCUGGAAGGUCUUAUGAAACAAGCCACGCCAAGGUAUCUAUGGAGCCUGAUGCAAGCAAUAUUCCUUCAAAGGAUGAGGAAGAUGGUAAUUUUGAGCCAAAGGAGUCUUUGCCUGUUGUGAAGAAAGGAAGCUCUCUCAACGUCAAAGACUCAAAUGAACGGGAAGAACCGUCCAUUCAAUGCUCAAAUUUAUUGCCUGAAAUUAUUUCUUCAGUCAAGAUGAUCAAGCUGGAAGAUCUAGAUGAGACGAAAGCUACGGUUCAUGCAGAUGAAGAUACUAGUCCUCUAAAUGAUCUCAGCAAGAAGGAAUUAUCUUUGCACAUCUCAGUACCUGCGGUGAGCUCAUACCUAAACAUUCAUUCACAUUAAUUAUUUUUAACGAUAUGGGCAUGGAAUGUUGUGGCAGAAAACUUAAUUAGUUUCAGCAUGCCAUAUUCUUAUGUAAUCUUGAUCUACAGACUGCCCAAGAAGACAUGGGCGCGGACUCGGACGCUGAGCAGCCUGCCUUAUCAGAGAUUGAGCCAACAGUGGCAGAGGCAGAGGCUCGAGCUAAAGGGUUGCAGGUAUACAAUGAUGCGAUCACCAGUUGGCGCUUAUACUCAUUCCAUCCAGCUUCGUUUAUACGUCUCUUAUUAUCUGCAGACAAUUAAAAACACUGAUUUGGAGGAAAUCCGAGAGCUGGGCUCUGGAACUUAUGGGUCUGUCUAUCACGGGAAAUGGAAGGGUUCAGAUGUUGCUAUAAAAAGAAUAAAGGCGAGCUGUUUUACUGGGAAGCCAUCGGAGAGGAAACGCCUGGUUAGUUUCCAUUGUUUUUGUGCCAUUAGUUUCUACUGGAUAUUGUAGGAGAUAUUUAAGAUUCCUUAGUUGCAUCUUCAAAGAUUCUGUCUUUCCAUGGAAGGCUCAUUUCCUACGCAGGGAAAUGAUGGAGGCAUUGUCUGGGAAACCUAUGGAUUCCUCCGCGUGUUUCCUAACAUUUAGUGGAUUUAUGUAACACGUAACAGAGUCCUUUCCCCCAUGUCAUUAUGGAUUUUGAUCUCUUUAGCAAUCUGAAAGUUUUUGAUUUUGUUCCUCAUUGCACCGUGUAGAGGUGAUAAUUUGAUUCCUGCGAGAUUGAUCCUGGUAUGACAUGAGGUACUUCCCAAUUGCGAAUUCUGACAGGAAAUGACCUAUGCCAGGAACUUGAAUCGUUGUCUCCUCUAGUGGUAAGAUCAUCCCAGGAGAAACAUGGAAUUAAUUCGCUUGUCCGACGAUCGUCACUCCUGGCCUAAAAUCGUUAAAAUUAGAAGGUUUUGAUGGCCCUAUAUAUUUUACAAUUAUCGGAUAUAACCACUGUCAACAAUUUCUUUUCUGACAUUCAUUGCAUUGAAGUCUCUCUUCCUGUGAUGGCCUCCGAGUUAUGCCUACAGAAGAGUGCAUGUAAUUUUUUUUUGGAAAACAUCCCUUUUUUUUGGGAAACUUGUAUACAGAAAAAUUCAGCUAACCAAUUGAUUUAUCACGUGGUAAACGUACCGCUUCUUAAUUUUACAAGGCCGAUGGUGUUGUAGAACAUCAUUCAAGGUAAUAUCAAAGGGAACCUUGCAAGGAUACAUGUUUAAGAACUUGCUGAUUGCUGCGAUUGUCUUUGGUGAUUAGGUACAACAUCAAAUUGCCAUCAAAAUUGAUUAGUUAUAUCCUUGCAAGCAUCUAACUAAUGAAACAGAGAUGCUGGGAAACGCAUGGCCUUGUGUAGUGGGCAAUAUUCUUGAUGAAAUGCAUACCAUGUGUAUUGCCACUUUCUACUCGAUUUAUAGAGUGGGGGGCUUGGCAUCUGAUUGACCGACCACAAGAAUUUCGUCAUUCUAAUAUUUAGGGUAUUCAACUGAUCCUUUCUGUCCCAAGAUUAGAGCGGAUAAAUUCUGUGAAGUAUCCUGAAUUCUAUUGCAUGGGUCCUGUGAUCAAUCCACCGAUUAUUUUAAUUGGUUUUUAUUUAUUUUAUUAAUUCAUGGGAAGUCAUUUAUUUCGUUGCUUUCCAAUUUUUUAAUUAGAAGGAUGUCUGAAAUAUGAAGUGCUCUCACAGAUCGCAGAUUUUUGGAAAGAAGCUUUGAUCCUGAGUUCGUUGCAUCAUCCCAAUGUUGUUUCUUUCUAUGGUAUUGUUCGGGAUGGGCCUGAUGGUAGCCUAGCAACGGUGACAGAGUUCAUGGUAAAUGGAUCUCUGAAACAAGUUUUACAGAAGAAAGACAGGUAUUAUUUGAUAUGUAUGAUGAAACCAUUCCUAUCAUGAGAAAAAAAAAAAGCUUUCUUUUCUCCUCUCCUCUCUCCAUCAGUUUAUCUUUCUGCCCAUCACUGAUGGCAGCUAGCUAUUCACAAUGCUUACAACAUUGUGAUGCUUUGCGAUGAUCCUAAGCAGAACAAUCGACCGUCGUAAGAGAAUCAUCAUAGCCAUGGAUGCAGCAUUUGGCAUGGAGUAUCUGCACGGGAAGAAUAUUGUUCACUUUGAUCUCAAGUGUGAGAAUCUAUUAGUGAACAUGAGAGAUCAUCAUCGACCUGUCUGUAAGGUAUCAUAACAUCCAUCCACAUUGCAUAUUUGUCUGUCCAAAGUAGUUGUCCUAUUUCUUUUAUACAUAUAUAUAUAUAUAUAUAUGUGUGUUUUUUAAUAUUAGUAUACUCAUCUCCUUUCAACAGCCAUCUUCUCUUUCUGUUCUCGGAAGCAUGCCUUGUAUUCUAGAUUGUAACAUCUUUCCAAAAACACGUGCACAGAUUGGUGAUUUGGGUCUGUCAAAGGUGAAGCAGAAGACCUUGGUGUCCGGCGGCGUUCGCGGAACCUUGCCAUGGAUGGCGCCUGAGCUGCUCUCCGGGAAAACUAACAUGGUUUCCGACAAGGUCAGAUAUCAGACCCAGAUGGCAAGCUUCUCUCUUCUCCGACGUACUCUGCCUUCUUUUUUCUGAUCCUUUGCCUUCUCAGGUUGAUGUAUAUUCAUUCGGCAUUUCCAUGUGGGAGCUUCUCACUGGGGAAGAGCCCUAUGCAGAUAUGCACUGUGCUUCUAUAAUCGGUGAGAAAAACCAUGUAAUUAUAUAUUUUAAGAGAAAAAUCAAACCCAUUUUCUGAAAAAUCAAACCCAUGUAACUAUAAUCUGUGUUUUUCUUCUCAGGAGGGAUUGUGAACAAUACCCUGCGACCCACCAUCCCAACGUGGUGCGACCCGGAGUGGAAGUCGCUGAUGGAGACCUGCUGGUCUUCCGACCCGGCUGACCGCCCGUCUUUCUCCGACAUCUCCCAGAGGCUGAGGAAGAUGGCGGCCGGCGUCAAUGUGAAGUGA